CCCAGUUUCUCUCUGCUUCCUGUCAGCUGCGUAGUGACAGCUGUGGUCCCAAACAAAUGAGAUGGCAUCAGAGACGCUGAGUAAAGUGGGAGAUGAGGAGGAAGCCAUGCUGAAGAAGGAAACCCUUAACGUUCUGAAUGCACUCAAUCAAAUGCCGAAGCCCUUUCCAAACCCCAAGUCUAUGAACAGGACCGUCGCUACCAAAGGACUCCCACUUUCCGCAAGGGGCAGUUUGGUUAACUUCUUGCAGGAAGAUACCAUCAACCUACUGAAGCCGAUGCCAGUGGAGGACUCUGAAUUCAGCUCGGACGACAGCAGCAUCUCCCCCAUCUCAUCCACCUUGCUGAACCCCAUCAAACUGGCUGUGACCCAGCCCAACAGCAGCUUCUUCGCAGGGAUACUGGAGGGCGAGCUGAACAAACUCCGCUUCUCCUCGAUGGGCAAGGAUGCCGAAAAGAGGGACCUGGCCCUCUGCCCCCACCAAUCGAAGUCCCAAAUCGCCCCUGGGGGCCUGCUGGACCUUGACAACCCCGAGCUGGACACAGACACCUCCUCGACCCCCUCAGAGUCCUCUGUGGUCAUGGACGUGCCGGAGGCGCCCUUCAUCUGUGAGCACACCGUCAGCGAUUGCACGGCUGUGAUUUCCUGGACCUAUGCCCUGGGCAAGCAGCAGGUCAGCUUCUACCAGGUCCUGUUGCAGGAGGUGGCCAAGACAAAUGACAACGAGCCACCCAAGGCAAAGAAUCGCCCGUGGAUCUUCAACAAGAUCUUGGGCACCACCGUCAAGCUGAUGGAGCUGAAGCCUAACACGAUUUACUGCCUCACCGUCCGUGCGGCCAACACAGCUGGGGUGGGGAAGUGGUGCAAGCCAUACAAAUUUGCAACAGUGGCCACCGACUUGAACAGCUUCCCUGAGAACAACCCCAUCCAGAUCACCGUGCAGCGCAAGGAACCCCAGAGGAAAACCGUGUCCAUCGGGCUGGAAGACAUGCGGAAGCUCGAAGAUCUGGAAUACCUACUUCCCUACUAA
Molecule: messenger RNA, 1030 nt
Organism: Ailuropoda melanoleuca (giant panda)
Lineage: Eukaryota; Metazoa; Chordata; Mammalia; Carnivora; Ursidae
Gene: FNDC8
Product: fibronectin type III domain containing 8
Cellular component (GO): nucleus
Molecular function (GO): protein binding
Source: RefSeq, a predicted model, not a curated record